Messenger RNA from Paraglomus brasilianum, 177 nucleotides. NCBI's taxonomy places the organism in Eukaryota, Fungi, Glomeromycota, Glomeromycetes, Paraglomerales, Paraglomeraceae. The record is from the annotation of a GenBank genome assembly.
AUGGACGGGACGGAGGAUGAUGUAGUGUUUGAUUAUGAAUUGUUAGAUGAGAAUAAAAAUGAUGGAAAUUCUGAAGUAAUGAAUUUCACUAGUAUUGACGGUGAAGAAUAUGAAGAAGUCGGAGGCAAAGGAGGGUACAAAUCACGGGGGGGUAUAUAUGCCGGAGGGACACCGUAA